AUGCGCCCGGCCGUGCACGUCGGCUGCUUCAUCGACGCCAUCCCGGAGGCGUUCGUCCUCGGAAUCAUGUGCGCCUUUCUCGGCUCGCUCGCCUUCGACCCCGCCGUGCAGGAGGAGUGGGGGACACAGGCGGCGCAGGCCUUCAUCGAGGGCGUGUGCGGCGGGAUGAUGGGGGCCAUGGUCUUCAACACCAUCCUGCCCGAGGUCUAG
Molecule: messenger RNA, 210 nt
Organism: Emiliania huxleyi CCMP1516
Lineage: Eukaryota; Haptophyta; Isochrysidales; Noelaerhabdaceae
Exons: 3
Coding region: 1-210 (69 amino acids)
Source: RefSeq, a predicted model, not a curated record